CGAUAGUAUCGCCACAUCCACCACAACCGAAAUAGUUGGUGUUGUUGUUUUUGGUAGUAAACAUAUAAAAAUUUUAAACGUUAUAUCCUACACGUACCAGUUCAAUGAAGUAGUAUGGAUCUAGCCCUACUCAUAUCCGAAGCCGUGCUCAUCGAUGGCGACAAAGUGAAAGUGAAAGCGUGCACAAACGGUGACGAUUUGGUAAUAAACGAGCAUAGUCUUCAAUUUAAUUUGCAUAGCAGUAUUUUCCCCUCAUUAAUUGACGUAUCUUCGUUAGUUUCGUUAAAUUUAAGCGCGUGUAAAUUAACAUUUCUACCGGAUGACUUAAAAAAUUUGUCGCUAACCGAAUUAGACUUGUCGAAGAACGCCUUUCGCGAAGUGCCUAAAUGUAUUUAUGACGGACUGAAGGUUUUACAAGUGCUUAACUUUUCGCAUAACAAAUUGUCAUGGUUUGACGCGCCGAGAUGCCUGAUUAAAUUGCGCGUGCUGAAAAUUAACCACAACGACUUUAUGGACAUACCGCCUUGGAUUUUGAAAGUAUUUGCGCUAAAUUUGGAGGAAUUAGACUAUAGUCACAAUUGCAUAAUCUCUCUUAAGGCAUGCAGAUUUUAUCUCACUCCGAUGCAUUGUCUUAACAAACUCGAGUUGCGUAACUGCGAAAUGCGGAGCGACGACUUUAAAUACUUGAAAACGAUCCGCACGCUUAAACACCUUGAUAUUGGCAACGAUGAAAGCGCGUCAACAAUGAAUAGUUUCGUUUCCAAUGACUUACUGCAGUUGUUCAUCUCGCCCCAUUGGGCGAAGAAUUUGACAGUAUUAUCUCUCAAUUACUUGUACAUUUCGGACCUCCCGGCGGAAAUAUCAAACCUACCGGCAUUGGAGGAGCUGCACUUGCGCAAUAACGAGCUACUCUGGCUUCCCGAAGCGUUUCUAAUACCAACCCUUCAACUACUGGAUCUCUCAUUUAAUCGCGUGGCGAUUUUGCCGAAAAAUCUCUCGGGAAUGCCCAAAUUACGAAUUCUUCGGCUGGAGGCGAACGGUUUGGAAACUUUGCCGGUCAUGCCCUCCCACUUGGAAGAACUGGAUUUGUAUAACAAUAAGUUAGAGACAUACUGUAAUACACAAGGCGAUCUUCGAAAGUUGGACUUGGAGAUGAACUACUUUGAUACUUCAACUCUGGGCGACUUCGAGCGCUACUUGGAGAUGAAGACUGCGAUACGUGGUGGAGGGGAUUGCUUUAGGAAUGACGGUUUUCACAGGAUACCCGAGCCGGAAGAUGAAGAAAGUGACACGGAUUCUGAAAUUGAUUCAUAUUGUGAUAAUGAUGAGGUUAGGAGCGCCGGUGAUGGCUGCGUAGAGGAGUGCUGGGAUGACGAGCAGUGGGGCGAGGGUGCUAAAUUUUCGGGUGAUGAUGGCGUUACACUGUCAGAUGUCGAGUUUAACGGUUAUCAGGAAGAUCCACCAAAACCGAAAGUUCAGGGGGCGCGCGUUGUAUUACCUGACUGGGUGUAUUGCGAUGUACCCAGCGAGGAGUAAGCGGAUCUAAAUUGAUGAUGGCAUUCUGCUGUGAUAAUUUUGCAAUGGCUGCCUACCGAUUGUGUUCUUUGUUUGCAAUUGUCGCGUGUACCUUUAUUGUUUUGUUAAAAAUAAAAAA
Molecule: messenger RNA, 1654 nt
Organism: Photinus pyralis (common eastern firefly)
Lineage: Eukaryota; Metazoa; Arthropoda; Insecta; Coleoptera; Lampyridae
Product: leucine-rich repeat protein SHOC-2-like
Exons: 2
Coding region: 115-1536 (473 amino acids)
Molecular function (GO): protein binding
Source: RefSeq, a predicted model, not a curated record